Messenger RNA from Vicia faba (fava bean), 306 nucleotides. The record is from the annotation of a GenBank genome assembly. Lineage: Eukaryota; Viridiplantae; Streptophyta; Magnoliopsida; Fabales; Fabaceae.
AUGUUUGAGGUUGUGAAAUUCACUUUUAGUCGCCUCCCCUUUCCUAAGGAUUUCCCUUCUGAUUACCAGAACCUUUACAAUAGAUCAUCCCUGGAACUGUCCAGUGUGGCUGAAGCGCAUCUGCUAAGGAUUUUUUUGAUCGAGAGGGUUGAAUGGGAGAAAUAUGCUAAAGUUUAUGAUAACCUGAAGUAUAAGCACUCAAAGGUUCAAGAAGCUCUCACUAAACUCCAAGAAGUAGUAAUGACCUUGGUGCAUGAGAUUGAUGAUUUGAAGGUUUUAUUUAGAAGAGUGGAAGUAGAGGCGUGA